CCAAGACGGAAAAGCAGUCUGCAUCCACCGCUCCUGCCGCCUCGGGCUUCAAGCCCUGCAGCCCAAAAGGCAAGAUCUAAUGUUACACCACUGCUCAAGUAGGCGGAUCGCUGCAGCUGUUCCAAGGCCAAAGUGAGAUCUUACUGCGCACGCGCGUUAGACAGCGAUGGAGUCACCAAUGGAGCCGUCCGGAGUGGAGCAAGAACCUGGAGCCGUCAGGCUGCUGGACCUGCCGUGGGAAGACGUGCUGCUCCCGCACGUCCUGAGCCGGGUGCCCCUGCGCCAGCUGCUCCGGCUGCAGCGCGUCAGCCGGGCCUUCCGGGCGCUCGUGCAGCUGCACCUGGCCGGGCUGCGCCGCUUCGACGCAGCGCAGUCGCUCGCGCACUGCGACUGGGUGGACGGGCUGGCGCUGCGCGGCCUCGCGGACCGCUGCCCGGCCUUGGAGGAGCUGGACCUCACCGCCUGCCGCCAGCUCAAGGACGAGGCCAUCGUGUACCUGGCGCGGCGGCGCGGCGCCGGCCUCCGCAGCCUCUCGCUGGCGGUCAACGCCAACGUGGGCGACACCUCGGUCCAGGAGCUGGCCCAGAACUGCCCUCGCCUGGAGCACCUCGACCUCACCGGCUGCCUCCGCGUCGGAAGCGACGGCAUCAGGACGCUGGCCGAGUAUUGCCCCGCGCUGCGCUCGCUGCGGGUGCGGCACUGCCACCACGUGGCCGAGCCCAGCCUGAGCCGCUUGCGGAAACGGGGAGUGGACAUCGACGUGGAGCCGCCGCUGCACCAGGCCCUGGUGCUCCUGCAGGACAUGGCAGGCUUCGCGCCCUUUGUCAACCUGCAGGUCUGACUUCCUGUCGGGAGCCAGCUGAACUGUGGGGUGGGACCCGGCGCAGAACUGCAGGGAAAUUGGACCGUAGGGGUCUCUGCUGCAAGGCCCGUGCCC
Chinchilla lanigera (long-tailed chinchilla) is the source of this 937-nucleotide messenger RNA. It is a transcript of the gene Fbxl15, whose product is annotated as F-box and leucine-rich repeat protein 15. Gene Ontology annotation, biological process: SCF-dependent proteasomal ubiquitin-dependent protein catabolic process. NCBI's taxonomy places the organism in Eukaryota, Metazoa, Chordata, Mammalia, Rodentia, Chinchillidae. The record is from RefSeq and is a predicted model, not a curated record. Gene Ontology annotation, cellular component: SCF ubiquitin ligase complex. Gene Ontology annotation, molecular function: protein binding.